This is a messenger RNA of Fundulus heteroclitus (mummichog), 1996 nucleotides long. Its product is annotated as arg8-vasotocin receptor. Gene Ontology annotation, biological process: positive regulation of vasoconstriction; regulation of systemic arterial blood pressure by vasopressin; G protein-coupled receptor signaling pathway. The record is from RefSeq and is a predicted model, not a curated record. The transcript has 2 exons. Gene Ontology annotation, cellular component: membrane. Bases 347 to 1579 code for a protein of 410 amino acids. Gene Ontology annotation, molecular function: peptide binding; vasopressin receptor activity. NCBI's taxonomy places the organism in Eukaryota, Metazoa, Chordata, Actinopteri, Cyprinodontiformes, Fundulidae.
AAUCCCCAGAAUACGCCUAAAUUUGUGGCUGUGACAAAAAUCCGGAUGUGUGCGCGUUUAAUGUUGCUGUGGGAGGUGUGGAGAAGAGUGUGUGCAGGGUUUCCACGGUGUUUUGUGUGGACUGAGUGGAUACAGGGGGCUGUGGCAGGAAAGAGGCAGAUCAGCAUCAGCUCAGCAGCGCUUGUGCGCCGCGGACGGAAUAUUUCACUUUCUCUGUACUUCAGCCAUCCUUCCCCGGUCAUCCUGAGCGGAACACCAGGGAGGCUGACGGCCAGCUAGUCCGCGGGUCACCUUUACGCACAGGCGGGCUGGCACCUCCGUGCGCCCGGAGCAAGACGCUGCCACCAUGCUCUGCUCCGCGGAGAGCCCCUGCAACAUCACCGACGCCUUUAAUGUAACCCAGCAGCCAGAGAGCGGAGCCACGGAGUCCGCCUGGAACCUCAGCCGGAAAACCAACGACACCGACCCGUUCGGGCGCAACGAGGAGGUGGCCAAGAUCGAAAUCACGGUCCUCAGCCUGGCUUUCGUUGCGGCGGUGGUGGGCAACCUGAGCGUCCUGCUGGCCAUGUACAGGAGCCGCAGGAAGCUGUCCCGGAUGCACCUGUUCAUGAAGCACCUGAGCCUGGCGGACCUGGUGGUCGCCUUCUUCCAGGUUCUGCCGCAGCUCUGCUGGGAAGUCACCUUCCGCUUCUACGGGCCGGACUCUCUGUGCCGCAUCGUGAAGCACCUGCAGGUCCUGGGCAUGUUCGCCUCCACCUACAUGAUGGUGAUGAUGACCGUGGACCGCUACAUCGCCAUCUGCCACCCGCUGCAGACCCUCCAGCAGCCCACGAAGCGCGCCUACAUCAUGAUCAGCGCCACCUGGGCGUGCAGCCUGGUCCUCAGCACCCCGCAGUACUUCAUCUUCUCCCUGAGCGAGGUGCGGCCCGGAUCGGCUGUCUACGACUGCUGGGGCCACUUCGUUGAGCCGUGGGGGCUGCGCGCCUACAUCACCUGGAUCACGGCCGGCAUCUUCCUCGUCCCCGUGGCCGUGCUCGUGUUCUGCUACGGGCUCAUCUGCAGGACGAUCUGGAGGAACCUGAAGUGCAAGACCCGGAGGAAGAGCGCGGACGCGGUGGUGGUGGCCACCAAGACCGGGAUCCUGGGCAGGAACUCCGUGAGCAGCGUCUCCACCAUCUCCCGCGCCAAAUUACGCACGGUCAAGAUGACCUUCGUGAUCGUGGUGGCCUACGUGGUGUGCUGGGCUCCGUUCUUCAUCGUGCAGAUGUGGUCCGUGUGGGACAAGACCUUCUCCUGGCACGACUCCGAGAACCCCGCCGUGACGCUGUCCGCCCUGCUGGCCAGCCUCAACAGCUGCUGCAACCCCUGGAUCUACAUGAUCUUCAGCGGACACCUGCUGUCGGACUUCUUCGGCCUGCUGCCGUGCUGCUACCGGCUGCGGGACCGGUUCCGGCAGCAGGACUCGGACAGCAGCAUCCGGCGGACCACGCUGCUGUCCCGCCUGCAGGGUCCGCGCCUGUCCGAGCCCUUCAGAGACCUCACCAUCAGAAACUGUCCACAGGCUACGCCUGCAUCCUGACCCCCGCAGGAGCUGCACGUCUGCCUCGGCACACGCCAGGAAACCCGACCCGUUCUCCCUGGACCGGUCCGAACGGGGAACGUUUACGCCGUGGCACAGGAAGGAGCUCAUCACGCCGCCAUCGUGUCGCGCUUUAAAGGGUUAAACGGCAGUUUUAACUUAUUCAGAUGAAAAACUUUCAGGAAAAAUGCCUGAAUAUGGCCUCUGGAAAGGACCAUUUACCGCUCCAUGCUGCUGCGUAGGGGAUUUAUUCAAAAUAAAUCCUUUUGAAACCAUAUUUCUGUAUUUCUUUGGAGCGUUUGUUGCCUUUAAGCACAAAUAAUAGAAAAAAAACAAUAUUUCUAAUAUUAUUAAUGUUCCAAAAUGUGAUAAAAUAAUAGGUUUAUAUGCUUUUUGUUGUUAUAAAUUGUAACUUAU